AUGCACGACAUUGUCACCACCACCACCACUACCACCACCGCCAUCGCCAUCGCCACCAAGGCAAUGCAGGAGGAGGACGAGGAGGAGGACAGAGAGGACGAGGAGGAGGACGAGUGGGAGGACGAAGAGGAGGGAAAAGAGGACGAGGAGAAGAUUGACGAGGAGCACCAGGAGGAGCUGGACCAGGAGGACUGGGACUGGGACUGGGAGGAGGAUACGGACGAAGAGGAGGUGGGAGGCGUAGAGGACUGGGAGGACUGGGAGGAGGGUGCGGAUGAGGAGAUGUGA
This is a messenger RNA of Tricharina praecox, 288 nucleotides long. RefSeq lists its product as uncharacterized. The transcript has 2 exons. NCBI's taxonomy places the organism in Eukaryota, Fungi, Ascomycota, Pezizomycetes, Pezizales, Pyronemataceae. The record is from RefSeq and is a predicted model, not a curated record. The coding region runs from base 1 to 288 and encodes 95 amino acids.